Salarias fasciatus (jewelled blenny) is the source of this 1896-nucleotide messenger RNA. RefSeq names its product solute carrier family 47 member 1 (gene slc47a1). Bases 1 to 1896 code for a protein of 631 amino acids. NCBI's taxonomy places the organism in Eukaryota, Metazoa, Chordata, Actinopteri, Blenniiformes, Blenniidae. The record is from RefSeq and is a predicted model, not a curated record. The transcript has 18 exons. Gene Ontology annotation, biological process: xenobiotic detoxification by transmembrane export across the plasma membrane. Gene Ontology annotation, cellular component: membrane. Gene Ontology annotation, molecular function: xenobiotic transmembrane transporter activity; antiporter activity.
AUGGAGAAGCCGAGUUUCCCGGAACCUGCACAGCCCCUGCAGGGUGCGGAGCCCGGUUCCCUUGCCAAGGCGGCCGGGGCUGCAGGAGACGAGGAAGCCAGAGCUGCCAGUUCCAAACUCACUCAGUGUGCUUGCCUGAGACGCUGGCUCCCACUGGCCUAUAGGGAAGAACUCUACCAUGUCCUUCGACUCACGGGCCCACUGGUGCUGUCUCGGAUCCUGAACUUUCUCCUGCCAUUUGUUGUAACCAUAUUCUGUGGCCACAUUGGAAAUGAAGAGCUUGCGGGAUAUGCGCUGGCCUCGGCGACGAUCAAUGUGACGACAACGGCGACGGGCUACGGCCUCGCCGUGGCCUGCGACACACUCAUUUCCCAGACGUUUGGCAGUAAAAACUUGAAACGUGUCGGAGUCAUUCUGCAGAGGAGCUCCCUGAUCCUCCUGCUGGUGUGUCUGCCCUGCUGGGCCGUUCUCAUCAACGCUCAAAACCUGCUCCUCCUCAUGGGCCAGAACGAUGAAGUAGCAAGAAUUGCUCAUCUUUACGUGAUGACAUUUCUCCCAGCUGUCCCGGCGAUGUUCCUGCACCAGCUACAGGUUGCUUAUCUGCAAAACCAAGGGAUCAUCCUGCCUCAGAUGUACACAGCAGCAGCAGCAAACAUCAUCAACGUGGGAGUCAACUACGCCCUGAUCACCCACUUCCAGCUGGGUGUCAUUGGGUCGGCAAUCGCAAGCAGCCUUUCUCAGAUCACCAUCUGCCUGCUCUUGUUCAUCUACAUCAGAUGUAUGAAGCUCCAUAAGCAGACAUGGGACGGCUGGUCCACCGAGUGUCUGCAGGAAUGGGGCUCUUACAUGAAGCUGGCCGUUCCCAGUUUGUUCAUGGUCUGGUUUGAAUGGUGGAUCUGGGAGAUUGGAAGUUUCCUUGCUGGUAUACUUGGGGCUGAAGAUCUCGCUGCCCAGCAUAUACUGGUGGAAAUAGGAUCCAUAGGAUACAUGUUUCCUUUAGGCAUUCAAGCAGCUGCCUGCGUGCGCGUUGGAAACGCUCUGGGUGCCGGAAACACCAACAGAGCCAAAAUCACCUGCAAAGUGGCUCUGGUUCUCGCAGGACUGCUUGCAGUGAUCCAGGCUAUUGUCAUCGCCAGCAGUCGGUCCAUUCUCGGCCUCAUAUUUACUUCUGAUGGAAAUAUUCUGAGAAUCGUGUCAGAAAACCUCAAAGUCUACUUAUUUCUACAGUUCUUUGAUGCACUUCUGUGUGUUUCCUCAGGAAUUCUUGUAGGCGCCGGGAUGCAGAAAAUUGCUGCCUUUUCCAAUCUGGUGUGUUACUACUGCAUUAGCCUGCCAGUGGGCAUGGCUCUGAUGUUUACUGCCAAGCUCAGGCUUAUCGGCCUGUGGUUGGGCAUCUUCAUGUGUGUGUUCUUUGAGACGGGUUUCUUCAUUGGACUGAUCUUUAAACUCAACUGGAAAAAAGUCACAGUGAAGGCCCAACGGCGAGCCGGAAAGAAGAAUCUGAUCACACAGACGCGCCCCACCAGUUUAUUGCUGAAUGAAGCUGUGAUGCCCAGCAUCAACGAAGACAAAGCUCAGCUGUCCAGCGAGGGAGCUUCUACGACAGACGGCUACAGUCCUGUCGCUAAGGAGCUAAAAGCCGUUUAUGAGACCGAAGCCGGCGGCGCUGACGCAGGAGGGGCGAGAGACGGGGAUGCCGAGCAGAGCGCAAAGACUCCAAACAAGAAACCCAAAGCGCCCCACUCUGUCAAGCCCAGAUCCACUUUCAACCUGACCUGGGCGAAUGACUCAACACCAGACUCCAGAUCCACUUUCAACCUGACCUGGGCGAAUGACUCAACGCCCACAACGUUCGCCCUGUUCAACCUGACCUCAACCGUUUCAAGCCUCGUGUAA